UCUGAUCGUAUUGUCCCAGGAAAUUAUAUUUCAUGUAAAAAUAACCCGGUAAGGUAUUAUAGUAAAAUUAUAGUUCCACAAUUAAAAAUGGACGUAAUUGCUCAUAAUGCUCAAGAAUCUAUGUUGGAAAUAGUUCAUGAUGUUGAAAAAAACUAUGAUUCCACAAAUAAAAAUAGAUGAAAUUGUUCAAGAUGCCGAGGGUUCUGUAUUGAAAAUAGUUCAUGAUGUUGAAAAAAUCACGAUUCCAAAAACAAAAAUAGAUGAAACUGUUAAAGAUGCAGAGGGUUCUGCAUUGAAAAUAAUUCAUGAUGUUGAAAAAAUUAUGAUUCCACAAAUAAAAAUGGAUAAAAUUGUUCAAAAUGCCAAAGAAUCUACAUUGAAAACAAAUAUUGUUGUUGAAGAAAUUAUGAUUCCGCAAUUAAAAAUAGAUGAAACUGUUCAAGAUGUCAAGGGUUCUGCAUUGAAAGUAGUUCACGAUGUUGAAAAAAUAAUGAUUCCACAAAUAAAAAUGGAUAAAAUUGUUCAAAAUGCCAAAGAAUCUGCAUUUAAAACAAAUAUUGUUGUUGAAGAAAUUAUGAUUCCGCAAUUAAAAAUAGAUGAAACUGUUCAAGAUGUCAAGGGUUCUGCAUUGAAAGUAGUUCACGAUGUUGAAAAAAUAAUGAUUCCACAAAUAAAAAUGGAUAAAAUUGUUCAAAAUGCCAAAGAAUCUGCAUUUAAAACAAAUAUUGUUGUUGAAGAAAUUAUGAUUCCGCAAUUAAAAAUAGAUGAAACUGUUCAAGAUGUCAAGGGUUCUGCAUUGAAAGUAGUUCACGAUGUUGAAAAAAUAAUGAUUCCACAAAUAAAAAUGGAUAAAAUUGUUCAAAAUGCCAAAGAAUCUGCAUUUAAAACAAAUAUUGUUGUUGAAGAAAUUAUGAUUCCGCAAUUAAAAAUAGAUGAAACUGUUCAAGAUGUCAAGGGUUCUGCAUUGAAAGUAGUUCACGAUGUUGAAAAAAUAAUGAUUCCACAAAUAAAAAUGGAUAAAAUUGUUCAAAAUGCCAAAGAAUCUGCAUUGAAAACAAAUAUUGUUGUUGAAGAAAUUAUGAUUCCGCAAUUAAAAAUAGAUGAAACUGUUCAAGAUGUCAAGGGUUCUGCAUUGAAAGUAGUUCAUGAUGUUGAAAAAAUAAUGAUUCCACAAAUAAAAAUGGAUAAAAUUGUUCAAAAUGCCAAAGAAUCUGCAUUGAAAACAAAUAUUGUUGUUGAAGAAAUUAUGAUUCCGCAAUUAAAAAUAGAUGAAACUGUUCAAGAUGUCAAGGGUUCUGCAUUGAAAGUAGUUCAUGAUGUGGAAAAAAUAAUGAUUCCACAAAUAAAAAUGGAUAAAAUUGUUCAAAAUGCCAAAGAAUCUGCAUUGAAAACAAAUAUUGUUGCUGAAGAAAUUAUGAUUCCGCAAUUAAAAAUAGAUGAAACUGUUCAAGAUGUCAAGGGUUCUGCAUUGAAAGUAGUUCAUGAUGUUGAAAAAAUAAUGAUUCCACAAAUAAAAAUGGAUAAAAUUGUUCAAAAUGCCAAAGAAUUAGCGUUGGAAACUAAUACUAAUAUUGGAGAAAUUAUAGUUUCACAAUUAAAAAUAGACGGAAUUGUUCAAAAUUCUAAUGAAUCCGCUUUGAAAACUGAUGUCGGGAGAAAUAAUAUAAUUCCACAAUUAAAAAUAGACGGAAUUGUUCAAAAUGUUAAAGAGGCUGCGUUGAAAAUUGAUGAAAAUAGUACGGUACCACAAUUACCAAUGGACGAAUGUGUUAAAAAUGUCAAAGAUUCUGCGUUAGAAAUAGUUAAUGAUGGCAGAGAGAUUAUAAUUCCACAAUUGAAAAUGGAAGGAAAUAAUGAAAAUACCAAAAUGUAUGCAUUGGAUACGAAUAUUGACGUUGGAGAAAUUAUUGAUUUAGAAUCAGAAAAGUAUACAAUUACUCCAAAUACUAUCGAUUCUCAAGUUAAUAAAAUAAAAAAUGCAAAUACUAAUGAUAUGAACCAACAAUCCGAAAUAUUGAACUAUGAUGUCAAAAUAGUGGUGAAAAUUGGAAAUCUUAUUGACCCUGAAGACAAAGUAUUUAAAAAUUCUAUAGUAAAAGAUUUGGCUACAUAUUUUUUAAAUGAUGAUUUUCUACACAAAUUCCAUUCCCUAUGGAAAACUACAGAAUCGGAUCUCGUUGGAGAGUUAGUCGUUAAGCUUCUUACCAUGUUUAAUGACAUCGAAUAUAAUAUGGCACUAUUUUCCGGUUGUUUAAUUUGCACAUUUCGUGAAAUUGCUCGUAAGUCUUCAAUUCCUCCGUGUGAAAUAAAAUUAAAAUUGAUUGAGUUCCUUGAUGCUAUUAAAAAAUACAUUCAAUUUCAUGAUUAUGAAUUAUGGAGAAUUUGGUUUUCGCAAAGUAAGUUCAUCGAUUGGUGUUUUAUUGUAGCCUACACAUUCAUGAACUCUAAUAAUGAUUUUAUGAUCGAUCUUAACAAGAAGUCGAUUAUCAUGAAUGCAACAAUUUACUAUAAAAUGGUUAAACAAUGUAAAUAUUUUUUUAUUAAUCAAGAUUCUAAACCAAUCAAGUCGCUUAAAAAAAAGGGUAUAUUUGAAUUAACAAGAAUUGAUGAUCUGCUUGAAAUCGAUGAUGUACAUUCAGUACAAAGUGAUAACACAGUAAUACCAAAUACCUCUGUUAACAUAUCUUCAAUAGAACCUAAACACAAAAAACCCAAAAUAGAUGACUGUAUAGAAACUAUUGAUCAUACUAUACAGGAAAAUUUAGAACAAGUAUGUCCUACUCCAGUUAAUCCUAGAAUAUAUGUAAAUCCUAAAUAUAAUAUUUCAAAUUCAUUUAUUAAAACAUUAAAUUGGUUUAAUUCUGACGUCACUGAACUUAGAAACAAAUUAAAUGCUGUAAUAUCUAAUGAAUGUAUUGACAGUUCUAUUGUCGUCCAAAAUAACGUUGAUGAUAAUAUACUACCAUUAGAUGGUAAACUUGGAAGUGUAAUUACAAGUGAAACUAAUAAACAAAUAAAAAGAAAAAAAUCCUGUACGCAAGUUGAAUCUCCACGUGUAUUUUUCACUAUUGCAAAUGAUCCGAAGGAGUUUAAUAUAACUUGUGGUUCAUCAGUGGUCACUCAAAAUCCAAGUUCAUCAGCAGUCCCUCAAAAUGCAAGUUUGUCAAAAGUUCCUCAGAAUUCUAGUUCACUACCAAUCUGUCAAAAUCCAAGUACAUCGCCAAUUUAUCAAAAUUCGAGUUCAUCAUUUCAAAAUUCAAGUUCAUCUACAAUCCUUGCAAAUAAUCCGAAAGAGUUAUAUAUCACUUAUGAUUCAUCAGUGGUCACUCAAAAUCCAAAUUCAUCAGUGGUCACUCAAAAUCCAAAUUCAUCAACAGUCCCUCAAAAUGCAAGUUUAUCAAAAGUUCCUCAAAAUUUAAGUUCAUCAACAGUUUGUCAAAAUUCAAGUUCAUCUACAAUCCUUGCAAAUAAUCCAAAAGAGUUGAAUACCACUUAUGGUUCAUCAAAAGUCCCUCGAAAUUCAAGAUCAUCAAAGGUCCCCCGAAAUUCAAGUUCAUCAGCAGUCCCUCAAAAUGCAAGUUUGUCAAAAGUUCCUCAGAAUUCUAGUUCACUACCAAUCUGUCAAAAUCCAAGUACAUCGCCAAUUUAUCAAAAUUCGAGUUCAUCAUUUCAAAAUUCAAGUUCAUCUACAAUCCUUGCAAAUAAUCCGAAAGAGUUAUAUAUCACUUAUGAUUCAUCAGUGGUCACUCAAAAUCCAAAUUCAUCAGUGGUCACUCAAAAUCCAAAUUCAUCAACAGUCCCUCAAAAUGCAAGUUUAUCAAAAGUUCCUCAAAAUUUAAGUUCAUCAACAGUUUGUCAAAAUUCAAGUUCAUCUACAAUCCUUGCAAAUAAUCCAAAAGAGUUGAAUACCACUUAUGGUUCAUCAAAAGUCCCUCGAAAUUCAAGAUCAUCAAAGGUCCCCCGAAAUUCAAGUUCAUCGACAGUCCUUCCAUAUGGAAGUUCAACAACAAUUCUUCAAAAUUCAAGUUUCUCAGUAGCCCCAAUAAAUCUGAAUCAACAUUACAAUAAUAUUUUAUCCAAUAAUACUCAAUUUACGGAAACUUUGGAAACAGUGAUUACUCGGAUUUCAAAUUCAUCGACAGUUCCUCAAAAUUCUGGUUCAUCAUCGGUCUCUAAAAAUUCAAGUUUGUCGACAGUUCCUACAAAUAUAUGUCCAUGUUACAAUAAUAAUUUAAUUAAUACUCAAUUUCCGGAAACUAUGCAAACGGUGAUUCCUCAAACUUUAAAUUCAUCAACAGUCUCUCAAAAUUUAAGUCCAUAUUACAAUAAUAUUUCUUCCAACUAUACCCAUUUUUCUAAUAGUUUUCAAAAUAGUUUAUCAAUUUCUAAUGCUACACAAACUUCAAAUUCGAGGAGUACACAUCUACCAGUUGAUAUAAAUUCACAGUCGUCAAUAACUACUCUGCCUCCAGUUUCUUCAAAUAAAUGGCCAUCAAAUUUCUACCAGCAAUCGACUGCUACGAAUUCACAGCAUCUAAAGGCAGCUAAUACAUGGCCAUCAAAUCUCUACCAUCAAUCGACUGCUACGAAUUCACAGCCUCUAAAAGCAGCAAAUACAUGGCCAUCAAAUCUCUACCAGCAAUCGAUUGCCACGAAUGUACAGCCCCCAAAAGCAACAAAUACAUGCCAAACAAAUGUAACAAAUACAACGAACGUUUAUAAAAAUCCAUGUUAUGACCCUUCAUGCUGUGCUUACUUAAAAUCAUACACAGAUUCUGCCCCAUCAUAUUUGCAGUCGCCAUAUAAAGAAAAUAUUCCAUUAACCACUACGCAUCCUCAACUUUAUAAUGCAUGCACAUAUCCUACAAACAACAUUCAACCAAUAUCGAGAGAAGUAGUAGGAAGGACUGCAGCAAGUGUGGCAUCAAUUAACAACGCCUAUAUUCAGAAUUUGAAUGAAAAAUAUAAUAAUUAUAACUAUGGAAAUAGUCUUGUGAAUCAUUAUGGCUUGCAAUCUUCCGAACAUAAUCCUCAGGUUUCACCAGAUUUGCCUGAUGCGCAACUACCUAACAUGCCAAAUCAUCAGGAUUCUGAUACUAGAAAUAAAACGUGUAUGGCUGCCAAUUGUACAAAUAUUUCCUGUUUUCGUUGUGAUUCUUGUAUGGCAGCUUUUUAUUGUGGUACACAAUGUCAAAAAUCUGAUUGGCAUUACCACAAAAACGAAUGUCGUCGUUUUUAACUAUCAAAAUUAUUAUGAAUCAUUUUUAUAAUACUGUUCAUUAUACUCGGUAUUUUUUAUCAUUUAAUCUUCAACUGCAUCUUCAUUUGUAAUUAAAUUUAAAUUAUAACCUAAUUUAUUUAUAUUUAUGUAUUUAAUAAUUAAAUGUUUAUGACAUGAUAAUAAAUAUUAUUAUUAUUAUUAUUAAUAAUAAUAAUUAUUUUCAUGUGUUAUGCAGUACAAAUAACUAAGCAUAAUUUUUUAUUAUAUAGUUGACUACUUAUUUAUUAUUGUCUAUUUUAUUAUUAUUGUCUAUUUUAUUAUUAUUUGUAUAUCUACUGUUAUUUAUAAAAUUGCAUCAAAAGGCUGACUAAACUUUAAAUCAGUUUAACUAAAACUUUUUAUUUUUGUUUGUUAUUCAACUUUCCUAUAAUUACAAUAAUUAAGAGGUUGAAGAAGUUCAAAGAGUGUGUGAAGAUGAUACAGUUAGUAGGUAGUAUUACAACUUGACGGGUUUUUUAUGCAUACAAUGUUAUUUAAAUUAAUUUUUGCAAAUAUUAACAAUGACUUAUUAUGAUACACCGUGUAUCAUAGGGAUAUUUGAUUAUAAUUGUCAUUAAAAAUACAUUUGAAUGUGUCAUAUUAUUUCGAUACAAUCUGUAUGUGGUCAGUAAUCAAAAUUAGUACCAACAACUAAUGGAGUGGGGGCAGUGCCGCAAUAACCGGAUGAGUUGCGUGUGUCAAACACACGGGUCCAGGGCCCCAACCUACAAUGGGGGACCCAAUGAUAAAAUGUUCAAGGGGGGGCAUUAUUUUUAUUAGGCACGGGCCCAAAUUGGUGAAGUUGCGGAAUUACAGUCUCGGCUGCAGCGUGACCAGUAGUUUACAUCAGUAAGCAUGCUCAACAUGUGUAUUCAAAACCGAGCGCAAAUUUAAUCACUGCAUACAGCACCCAGCAUAUCAAGUUUGAACGACACUGAAUUUCAAUUUUUUAGGCACCGGUCGCGUUACAGUGAGUCUCUAGUUUUGUGAAACGUACUAUACAGCAUAUUAUAUAAAAGAUGCAAUAGAUAAUCAAUGUCAAAUUAUUGAUUAAAUAUCAUGUUGAUAAAAAUAAGUAUUGAUAGCCAAUUUGUAUAGGCUAAUUACAAUAAUUUUAGUUAUUAAAUUUUAAAUUGUAUUAUGUUUCUGUUUAAAAUCAUAAUUAUUAUUUAAUCGAUAUACAUAAGUACCUAAAUAUAAAUUAAUUAUACUUGUAGCAAGGCCGUAAUUUGAGUGGGUGUUAUUUAAAACAUUACAUUAUUUAUAUCUAAUAAUAUAUUAUUUAUUUUGGAAUUAUUUUAUGUUUGAACCCAUUAAAAGUGUUAAAUACGGUCUUGUUUAAAAAGCGAAUGCUUUCAUUUUGACGAGAUUCAAAAUAUAUAUUUUGUAUUUAAUAAAGAUUAUUAUUAAAUUAAAAUGUGUUUUCCUUAA
Molecule: messenger RNA, 6691 nt
Organism: Rhopalosiphum padi (bird cherry-oat aphid)
Lineage: Eukaryota; Metazoa; Arthropoda; Insecta; Hemiptera; Aphididae
Exons: 4
Coding region: 137-5239 (1700 amino acids)
Source: RefSeq, a predicted model, not a curated record